This is a messenger RNA of Eubalaena glacialis (North Atlantic right whale), 2207 nucleotides long. It is a transcript of the gene PLK1, whose product is annotated as polo like kinase 1. Lineage: Eukaryota; Metazoa; Chordata; Mammalia; Artiodactyla; Balaenidae. Gene Ontology annotation, molecular function: protein binding; ATP binding; protein serine/threonine kinase activity. Gene Ontology annotation, biological process: protein phosphorylation; mitotic cell cycle; regulation of cytokinesis. Bases 128 to 1942 code for a protein of 604 amino acids. Gene Ontology annotation, cellular component: cytoplasm; nucleus; spindle pole. The transcript is spliced from 10 exons. The record is from RefSeq and is a predicted model, not a curated record.
CCGCGGCCAAUCAGUAGCGCGUAGGCUUUUGUAACGUUCCCGGCGCCGCGUUUGAAUUCGAGGAGGAGCUGAGCCGUGCCAAGCCUCUGCCCAGACCUUGCUAGGUCCGCUGAGCAACUCCGGGAACAUGAGUGCGGCGGCAACUGCAGGGAAGCUGGCGCGGGCACCAGCCGAUCCAGGGAAAGUCGGGGUCCCUGGAGUUGCCGCUCCCGGGGCCCCGGCGGCUGCCCCGCCGGCGAAAGAGAUCCCGGAGGUCCUAGUGGACCCGCGCAGCCGGCGGCGCUAUCUGCGGGGCCGCUUUCUGGGAAAGGGCGGCUUUGCCAAGUGCUUCGAGAUCUCGGACGCGGACACUAAGGAGGUGUUUGCGGGCAAGAUCGUGCCUAAGUCGCUGUUGCUCAAACCGCACCAGAAGGAGAAGAUGUCCAUGGAGAUAUCCAUUCACCGCAGCCUCGCUCACCAGCACGUCGUCGGCUUCCACGGCUUUUUCGAGGACAACGACUUUGUGUUCGUGGUGUUGGAGCUCUGCCGCCGGAGGUCUCUCCUGGAGCUGCACAAGCGGAGGAAAGCACUCACCGAGCCCGAGGCCCGCUACUAUCUGCGGCAGAUCGUCCUCGGCUGCCAGUACCUGCAUCGAAACCGCGUUAUUCACAGAGAUCUUAAGCUGGGCAACCUCUUCCUGAACGAGGAUCUGGAGGUGAAAAUAGGGGAUUUUGGACUGGCAACCAAAGUCGAGUAUGACGGGGAACGGAAGAAGACCCUGUGCGGGACUCCUAAUUACAUAGCUCCUGAGGUGCUGAGCAAGAAAGGGCACAGUUUCGAGGUGGACGUGUGGUCCAUUGGGUGCAUCAUGUAUACCUUGUUAGUGGGCAAACCACCUUUUGAGACCUCUUGCCUAAAAGAGACCUACCUCCGGAUCAAGAAGAAUGAGUACAGUAUUCCCAAGCACAUCAACCCCGUGGCCGCCUCCCUCAUCCAGAAGAUGCUUCAGACAGAUCCCACUGCCCGUCCAACCAUUCAGGAGCUGCUCAAUGACGAGUUUUUCACUUCUGGCUAUAUCCCUGCCCGCCUCCCCAUCACCUGCCUCACCAUUCCACCCAGGUUUUCAAUUGCUCCCAGUAGCCUGGACCCCAGCAGCCGGAAGCCUCUCACCAUCCUCAAUAAAGGCAUGGAGAACCCCAUGCCCGAGCGUCCCCGGGAAAAAGAGGAGCCAGUGGUGCGGGAGGCCAGCGAGGCGGUCGACUGCCAUCUCGGCGACAUGCUGCAGCAGCUGCACAGCGUCAACGCCUCCAAGCCCUCAGAGCGGGGGCUGGUGAGGCAAGAGGAGGCUGAGGAUCCCGCCUGCAUCCCCAUCUUCUGGGUCAGCAAGUGGGUGGACUAUUCGGACAAGUACGGCCUCGGGUACCAGCUGUGUGACAACAGCGUGGGAGUGCUCUUCAACGACUCAACACGCCUCAUCCUCUACAACGACGGCGACAGCCUGCAGUACAUCGAGCGUGAUGGCACGGAGUCCUACCUCACCGUGAGUUCCCAUCCCAACUCCCUGAUAAAGAAGAUCACCCUCCUCAAGUAUUUCCGAAACUACAUGAGCGAACACUUGCUGAAGGCGGGUGCCAACAUCACGCCCCGGGAAGGCGACGAGCUAGCCCGGCUACCCUACCUGCGUACCUGGUUUCGCACCCGCAGCGCCAUCAUUCUGCACCUCAGUAAUGGCUGCGUGCAGAUCAACUUCUUCCAGGACCACACCAAACUCAUCCUGUGCCCGCUGAUGGCUGCCGUGACCUACAUCGACGAGAAGCGGGACUUCCGCACGUACCGCCUGAGCCUCCUGGAGGAGUACGGCUGCUCCAAGGAGCUGGCCAGCCGGCUGCGCUACGCCCGCACCAUGGUGGACAAGCUGCUGAGUUCACGCUCGGCCACCAACCGCCUCAAGGCCUCCUCGUAGCCCCCCCCGCCCCCCUGGACUGGCACCCUCCUCCCCCCACCAGCACCUCGGCCCGCGCUGGUUAGAUCCCGUGGUGCUAUUUUAUGGGGUGUCCCCCAGCCCUGGGGGCUGGGGCGGAAGCUCCAUCAUCCCUGCAGGUGGGGCUGCUGUGUAAGUUAUUUUUGUACAUGUCCCGGUGUGGGUUCUGAGGCCUCUUCCCCUUCCCUCUCAACCCCACCAUAUGAAUUGUACAGAAUAUUGCUAUUGAAUUCGGGACUGUCUUUUC